Messenger RNA from Vidua chalybeata, 11479 nucleotides. RefSeq lists its product as uncharacterized. Gene Ontology annotation, molecular function: lipid carrier activity. The coding region runs from base 33 to 10523 and encodes 3496 amino acids. The record is from RefSeq and is a predicted model, not a curated record. The transcript has 67 exons. Gene Ontology annotation, biological process: lipid transport. NCBI's taxonomy places the organism in Eukaryota, Metazoa, Chordata, Aves, Passeriformes, Viduidae.
AGAAAAGUUUUGCAUCCAGAGAGGAGUCUCUGAUGGAAAUGGACAGUCUAAGGGAAAUACUAGAACAGCAUCCUCUUCAUUUUUCUUUCCGUGAUGGGAAAGUUCUGAAGCUCUGUCCUGUGAGGAGUGAACAGACCUGGGCACUGAACAUCAAGCGAGGCAUUCUCAGUGUCCUGCAGACAGCGCCAGAAUUCUCUGCUGGUGCUGUUGUUGAGGAGGUGGAUGUCCUGGGAAUAUGCCCAACCAGGUAUCAGCGAAAGGGUCCCAUUCUUGUAAAGACAAGGGACUUGAACCUCUGCUCCCAUCGCUCUUCUGGUUUGACUUCUCUGCAGUCUGUUGUUCUUCCUCACGUGUCAUCUGAACAGCAGAUUCUGUCCUCCCAGCUGGAAUGUGUCCAGAGCAUUAGGAAUGGGGUCCUGGAGGAGGCCAAAUGUACCGAGUCCGACCGUGUAACGCUGUUCCCUCAGCAGGGCAGCGGGGCACAGACACAGACACGAUCUGCACUCAGACUCUUGCAAGUGGAAACUGAGACACUCUACAAUAAAUGGGACUCUGAGGAUCUGUAUGUGACCAACAUUCUCUAUGAAAGGGAGGUAACUAAGAGGGAGGUCACUGGAGCAGAAGUGACUGAACUGGUGUGGAAGCUUUGCUUAGCACACAGUGCAAGUUAUGAGACUGCAGAUCUUUUCAUGACUCUUGUGUUUGAGCUUCGACACCUUUCUCUUGAGGCCUUAAGAGCACUGUGGCAAAGAUCAUCAUUUAAGUGCAGAGACAAUUGGCAACCAUUAAUAGAUGCUCUCCCAUCUUGUGCCACAGAGGCAUGUGUUGUCCUAAUGAAAGACCUCAUAGCUUCUGGAGAAGUUGAGGAAGACAAAGUAGAAUAUUUCUUCUGGUCAUUUACAUUCAUUCCUAAUCCCACCUUGGGCAUGAUUGAAUCUCUUGCUCCUUUGCUGAAGUCACCUAGAGCAAGCCAGAGCUGCUUCUUGGGAGUAACUGCUCUCAUACAUAGGUUUUGUUCAGCUCACAGCUCCUGUGGUGUUGUACCUGCUGUGCAGGGUGUGAUGAGGACACUUGAGAAAUUUUUGGGAGGAGACUGUACCGUGCAAGAUUCAGAACAUCUCACCAAGAUGCAGCUGGUGUUGAAAGCCAUUGGAAAUGCGGGACUGGCAGCGGCUUCACUGGCUCCUGCUUUGAGCUCGUGCGCUGCCCUGAAGAGCCAUCCCAUGGAAAUCCGCCUUGCUGCUGUCCAGGCCUUCCGGCGCAUUCCCUGCUCUGGUGGGAAUGCUAUAUUAGUUCAGCUGUAUCAAGCAACCAGCGAAGAUGUGGAAAUAAGAAUUGCUGCUUAUUAUAUAGCAAUGAAAUGUCCACAUGGAGAGUUAUUUAAACAAGUACAAAAAACUUUGCUGAAAGAAACCUCCAGUCAAGUGGGCUCCUUUGUUUGGAGUCAUCUCUCUCAGCUCUUGGAGACAGAUGACCCAUUGAAGGAGCACCUUCGAGAUUCUAUUCCUGAUGAAAUCCUUAGCAAAGAUUUUGACUGGGAGAAAUGGAAAUACUCCUCAUACUCUGAUGUCACGUUUCAUUCAGCUGGUGCAGGUGCAAAUAUGGAAGCAUCAGUGGUCUUUUCUCCUACAUCUUUUUUACCACGAUCAGUCAUGACAAAUUUGACUGUUCACUUCAUGGGACAGGCUAUAAAUCUCCUGGAGGUUGGUGUACGAUUGGAGAAUGCUGAAACUCUCAUAGAGAAGGGUUUUGGGCCGAAAUCUUCUACUUUCAGUGACUACUUUUUUGGAAACACUGAUGAAGCAAGCCACAAGUCAGAAACUCCAGUGGAAAGAGCAGAGGAAGUCAAGCAGAGGAACCCGACUUUGAAGCGAUAUAGCCCCUCUGAUCAUCUUUUCACUGAGAGAACAGUAAGAAAGGAGGCACUGAAAUGUGAGCUAAGCAUGAAAAUCUUUGGAAAUGAACUUAGCUUCUUAGAUUGUGAAGAUUUAAGAAAACAAAUGAAACAUUAUUCCUUAAAUCUGGCUGAGCUGGCCGUCAAACUUCUGAAGGGGCAGGAGGUCCAGUUUAAUAAAAGGAUGAGCUUGGCCACUGAAGAACUGCAGUUUCCAGCAAUUUCAGGCUUUCCUGUUCAACUGGCAGUCAAUGCCUCAGCAGUAAUCAACAUAAAAAUCAAAGGGAAUGCCGAUUUCAAACAGCAGUCUGAUUUCUUUCUAAAUGGAUAUAUCAAGCCAAGUGCAUUUGUUCAGCUUUCUGUCCAAAUGGGAAUUGUGGGGUCUCUGGGACAAGCUGGCCUAAAGUGGUUAACAGGAAUGAGGACGUCUACUAGUCUUGAUGGUGGAAUCCAGGUGAAGAAAGGGAAAGAGCUCAAAGUUUUCUUGAACACUCCAGAAGAAUCUAUGGAGAUAAUUAAUUUCAGCUCUAAACUCCACUUCAGAAUGGUGGAUGAGACAGAAGAUAUAGAUGUCUUCCAAGACCACACAGAAACCAGAUCUUGCACUAGGGAAGAAGUAUCUGAGAUUAUUGGCUGGCAGCUGUGUUCUGAAAUGUCCUAUCCUGACCCAGCCAGUGGUUUGGUUUUGCCCCUCACUGGACCUUUGAGACUGGCUGUGACAUUAACUAAACAAGACAGAGGCCUGCAGCAGUACGUGGUGGAAGCUGCCUAUAACUACAUAGCUCAGGAGAAUUCAUGGAUUCCUAGUGAAGCUGUCUUUCACUUCUUCCUUGGGACUCCAAAGUCAGACUUGAAAAGAGAUGUUGGUGUUGACCUUAGUUUUAGUGUCCCACAGAAGAAAUUCAGAAUCCAAUUUAUACAACCUAAGAAAAAAAUUGAGAUUGAUGGGAGGAUUGAGUUUUCUAAAAAUUCCCGUGUUGGACACCUGGAGCUGAUAGUGGAUGACCAAGAUGUGUAUUACAUUAAGGGAAUGGCAGAUUUGCAGAUGCUGAGUGGAGAGCAGAGAUACAUGACCCAGCUGGAGGUAAAGCUGAUAAAGCAAAGCAGUCCUAUCAUUUUGUCAGGAAACAUCACUAAACAGCUUGGCAAGAAGAUAGCUUUUUCAGUAUCUUUGAAUAAUUUGUUGAAGGAUGCUGCAUUUCUUUCAGCACUUCUGGAGAAAAAGGCUGAUGAUAAGCUGAGACAAUACUCGUUGGAAGGGGAAACCCACCUUCCAGGUGUUCUUGGAGUUCACGCCACCGCUCUUCUCCAGCAGCGUGAAGGACUGUGGUCUCAUGGUCUGCAGAUAAAAUAUGGACUCCUAGGAGAGGCAAAAGCCCCUUGCCACGAGUGCAGUACGCAGCAGAAAGUUCAAGUAGAGAUGGGUGCACGGGGCUUCUACAGACUGGAGCUGGGCCAUGAGUUUCACUGUGUGCAGGCUCCCACCUACAGCCACCAGGUUCACCUGAAACAUGAAGUAACUGCAUCUUGGAUUUCCUCCCAGAUGGAAGUGAGUUAUGGGAAACACUGGGAUGAAAUAAACAACAAGAAGAAACUGCUGAUCAGCCAAGCCUUUAAGAACAGUUCCAGUUCAUCUGUAGUCAGCUAUUUCAUGGAGUUUACCAUGCAAGUCCUGGAAAAACAAGUGAAUUAUAGAACCCAGCUGCAGCACUUGCACACCUCUCUGGUGUAUUUGCAGAGCAGCACCAACUUUGAGGUGCAGUAUAAUGACCAUGUACCAUUUGCGGCUGGGCUGCAGUGGAAGGAUGCAUCCAGAAAUGGCCUGAAGAAGUGGGAAGGUGGGUUCAAUAUAGACACCCCAUGGCUCCAUCUGUACACAGCUCACAAACUGCACCAGCCUCAGCAUUCUACUUAUUUCCUGACAUCCCAGCUGACAGCUGGAAAAGCCCUCUCCAUUAAAGACCUUGUACUGGAACUAUUCUAUAAAGAUCAAGGCAAUGAGAAGGAAGGAAAAGUUCACAUUUACACACCAGCUACCACAUACCUGCAGGCAUCCACAGUUAAUCAUCUUGGGAGGAAUGUUCUGCAUAGCUACAGUGAAAUGAUCUCUCUGUGGAAUCAGCUUGUGAAGAAUGAGAUUCAUUUGGAGAAUAAUGAACGAGCCAAACUUCUCUGCUUUAAGAUAAAGAGUACAAAACAGGAAUUUAACUUCACAGCCAGCUAUCAAAAUCUGCCAACGUGUGAAGGUCAGAUAAAAGAGCUAAGGAAGGAGAAGAUGCUGUAUCAAAAACGUGCAACCCUCCAUUUCAGGCAUCCUUUUAAAGUACUUUUUCUGCAGAGCUUUCUUCUGCAGGAGACAUUUACUGUUGACAAAAAGCAAAAGCACUAUUUAAUGGAAACAAAAGUUUUGAUAAAUGGGGUGGAGGAAACAGUGCAGACUCUUAUACUUGGUUACCAACCUGAAAACCCCUAUAUUUGUGCUGGCUUAACUCAUCCUUAUAACUACAGGACCUUUCCCAAAGAUGUUGAAAUGUGCAUUUUAACUCUAAGCCAUCAAAAUGUGAAGCAUGAGCUUGAGACUGUCUUAAAGGUGAAUAAGGAAGAUGUUCUCAGUUUUCUAGGGAGGUAUCAGGACAAAUCCAGUGAGGCAGAUUUUAGACAUCUUUUACACAUGGAUGUGACACACUCGUUCCAGCUUGAGUUUCCACAAGCAAUGAGCCUAAGUGGGGAGCUGUUCUCCAGGCAGACUAAACUGGAACACUUUGACUGUGGUAUGAGUGUAAAAGUCAUCAUUAACAAGAACAUGUCUUCACAGUUCUCUCUGCAGGCCCAGGCAGCCCUGAAGAGUUAUGGUGAAAACAAUGUCAAUGGCUCCCUUCACCUUCAUUCCAAUGGAAAGGAAGUGCUGAUGCUGGAGGUCGAUACGAACAAUGAAAAGAGGAGGAAUGCCAGAAUUGUUGAACUGAGAGCUUUUCUCCAUCAGACUGUCCUGACAAAUCCAGAAUCAGUACAGUUCCAGCUCAUGGGCAAAAUAUUUCCAUCAAGACUUCUGUUGUCUUCUGACUUGAAGCUUAAUGAAAAUAGGCUUCACAUGGAUUUCAUGGGAGCCAGGGAGCAGAAAGUUGGUUUUGUUUUGUCCCUAAAUGGAAGAGUCCAACACACUUUUACUGGAUUAAAGGCCAUACCUCAUCUCCUUUCUCUGGAUGGAUUACUGAAAUGCAAAAACAACAUUCACGAUGGUAACAUCAAUGUGAUGGUCAACAAAAGACUGUAUGGACUGCAUGUCAGGAACAGGAAUGUGUUUGGGAAUACCACUGUGCACAAUAUCACUGUUGCCAUUGUUCAGAAUGGCAGUCAGGCAAUCCCAGGGGAGGCAAGACUGAAAGGACACCUGGAACUGAGUAAAGAGAAGAAGAGGGGGCUAGCUAGCUUCCAGGUGGAUGAGAAGGCUCUUUCUGUAGAUUUUUUCAAUAUCAUGGAUAAUGGGCACGGCAGAGUCAGUGGGACUUUCACACAUAAUGUCGACUUUUUAAAAAAUGCAGGGUUGCCUUUGGAUGGCAUUCUUACUGCUGCAUGUGAGCAUGGCACAGGAAAUCACACCAUUGCCAUAGCCCUGCAGAGUGGCAGUGAAAGGAUUGUUGCUGUGUUUGAGAGGCACAGACUGGCCACAGAGCCUCCAGCAUUCCAGCUAUCUGUGAGCUUAAAGCACAACAUCUCAAAGAUAAAGAAACAUGGGAUCCCUUUUGUUUUAGAAGCUGCUGGCUAUUAUGAGAAUUUCUCCAGAAAGAUUGCUACAGGGAUAACAACCACAGUGGAGACAGAGCAGCUCAAGAUGGAAAUAGAGAAGAAAACCACUGGCACUGCUAUGGAAGUUUCUCUUUCACUUCACCAUGAUGUGGGAGGACUGAUGGACAUUGUUCCACAUACUCCAGCAAGAGUUUCACUGAAUGGGUCAAUAUUUACCAGCAACUUCACUGUCAUCCUCUUUGGACAUGUUUCUUUUCAUGAUAUAUUUGCCUGCCUGCAACUCUAUGCCACCAGUAACACCCAUCCUCAUUUAGAAAUCGACUUCCAGCAUUCUUUGCCUUUACUUCAUUCUCUGGGAAUUGCCAGAGAGAACCAACUGAAGGUGGCAGCCAUGAGAAGUGACAAGUACAAGGGCAUCCUUGGUAUUGUCCUUGGGCCUUGCACUUUGGAGGCUGAUGGGGAAGUGAGCCUGGCAAGCAAUGAGACAGGAUGGGUACUUGCUUUUAGAAACAAGUGCCUCAGUCUAGAGGAUCUCAGUUUCCCUACUCAGUCACGGCUCACAGGAUCCAUUCAGAAAGACAAGUGCCAGGCAGAGUUGCUCUCUGUCCUGGAAACAGAAGGCAAAACUGCCCAUCUUGAAGUGAGAGCAGAGUGCAAGCCAAAGAUGGCUCUGGAAAUUCAGUUCAGGCAUGACCUCCCCCAGCUGAAGGAAAUCCCAAGGGAAAAUGAGCUGUCUAUCAGUGCACGGAAACACUUAAAGUAUCUUCUUGGAGUUGAAAUGAAAUUGGGUGCCUGUGAGCUUCAAAUGAAUGGGGACUUUGACCCUGAAAAGAACCUGCAGUGGAAAAUGCUUAUAGAAAACAAAUGCCAAACAAUUCAGGAUCUUGGAGCACCAAUGAAAAUUGAUGGCUCAGGCUACCUUUUGAUGGAUAAGAUGAACCUAGAUUCACAGACACUGAUCACUGUUGAUGAAAGUAAAUUCCGAGGACUCUUUAUACUAAAGGUCACUGAUGAAAGGCAAGAGCUGGAUGUGGUGCUAACCCAUAACAUCCAAGGAGCUGCUGACAUUGGCAUUCCCAUGAGGAUGUUACUUGAUGUGGUAUCAGAAAAAAACAGUGACUUCUAUAAAGGAUUUAUUAAUUUUUGUGUGAACAACAAGCAAAUUACAGAAGAACUGAACUUUGUCCAGAAGUUGGAUGUUGUGUCUCUUAACUACAAACUUACUCAUAACAUAGACACAUUGAAGACUUUGCAAAUAAAAGACAGGAUUGAGUUGCAGAUAGAUGUGGUUUUUCAAGGGAGAAACACUACUCAAGAGAGAUAUGUGCACAUUACAGCUGGAGAAACAUCAAUCACAUACAUAAUAAACUCCUAUUAUGUUGGCCACCAAGUGGAUCUCUUCUGCCAGAGUGUGCACAGCAGUGAGGUACUCCAGGCAUCUGGCUACCCUAAGGCAAUCAACUUAAUUUUCAGUUUACAGAAAUCAGAAAACAAAGCCAAGACUGUCUGUGAAAUCCAAUAUGAUGAGAAAGAUAUAUCUGUGACUAUGGAUGUUGACACAGACUUUGAACUCUUUGGUACAUUUGUGUUUGUGGCAGAGGUGAAGCAUUCAAUAUCACUUCUCCAUCACCUGGGACUUCCCUUCUUUCUUAAGAUGACAGUUCAAGAAGUCAUGACUGAAAAUGAAACUGAAGGUGCUCUGAGGCUGACCUAUGAACAAAACAAAAACUUCUCCUUUUCCAUCAGUAGAAAAAAAGACCAGCAAGGUGAAGAGUUGAAUAUAAAAGCACUCCAGACUCAUCCCUUCUUUCUACAGUACUUCCCCUGUGCAGCACAACUGUCUUCUAAGGUAAAUUAUGAUAUGAGUGAAGCAAAAGGCAAACUCUACCUCAGGAUGGAAAAAAGGGAUUUCAAUGUUUCAGCAAAGCUAACUUUGACUGGAGGCAGCUACACUAAUGCCAUUGAAGUGGCACAGACCAUGGCCCAGUUUAAAAUUCUUCCAAGGCAACUUGUGUUGAUGACAAUUUACCAAAAAGGCAACAGAACCCAUCUGCUGAGGCACAUUGCCCUGUGGGAUGGCAAAGAGAUAAAGCUAACAGGCACUUACACUGGACUCUUCCCAAAGCUGCCUGGAGGUCAUGGCAUUCAGGUGGAACUUCUCCAUCCUCUCUCCAUCCCUUUUCCACGGCAUGCCUGGGCAAACUUAUUUGUGAAACAUUCAGCACGCAGUCACCAGGAUGUUCUUACUGUCAUUUGGAAUGAGAAGGACAAGGUAUCAGUGUCAUCUUCUCUGAAGAUUGGAAGACACCGGACAAGCUACAGAGCCACUGUUGCCCACCCAUUUAAUUACACUCUGAAGCAACUGGAGGUGCAUUCCCUGUCAGAAAGAAGGGGCAGAAAGUACAACCAACAGCUGCAGGUCUCAGGGAAUGCUGGGCAGCCUGCUCACCUCUGGCUGGGGCUGGAGGAUAAAUCCAAGAUGGACAUCACUGCCUGGGGUGGCUGUGUGACACUCUCUGCAGGCCAGCUUCAGAGAAUAUUAAGCAUGGAACACCUGCAUGCAUGUGGGUCUCUAGAGCAAAGACCAACAUUGUUUAAUGAAUACCUAGAUCUGAACUGGGAUGACAAAAAAUUCAAACACAAUUUCACAUAUGAGAGAAAUCAACUCUUGUAUCCUGAUAAGUUUCAGUUAGAAGCUGUUCUGGAAAAUAUUUUCCUGACCCCAUGUGCCAAACAGCAGAUUCUGGGUAAAAUAGAAACAAACUACUACUCUUGCCUGGAUUACUAUACGAGCUUUGAGUUCUGUGACCUUCCAAAUGUAAUUGUUUUAUCUGGAAAGCACCAGCUCAACAAAGAUGACAUCAUUUUGCAGUCAGAGGGCAGAUUCCACCUUGCUGGUCAUGGGAGAGAUGAGGGGUUGAUUGGAAUAUCCAUAAAGAAUCAGAGCACUGCUGAUGUGAAGAACUAUUCUCUGGAAAUUGAAUUAAGAGCCUUUGAAGAUAUUUGGCUAGGCCUGACAGGAACUGCUGCUUCCUCAUCUGUCCAAAGCCAAAUCCUGGUGGAGGGGAUUAUUGAUCAGAAAGAGAAAAUAAAAGUAGCUGCUUCCAAAGGAAAGGAGUGUUUUCAGUACUACAUGGGGUAUCUGCAAGGGGAGUUGGAAGAAGGAAUGGAAGUCAGUGCUUGUUCUGAUGGGAAACACAUGGCUGCCAUUAACACCUAUCUCAGCAUCAAUGGUAAAAGGCAGGAAAACGUGGGACAAGUAACUCUAGCAGCUGCUAAUGGAAGUUUGAGUUUUCUGGCGCAUGGAUGUGGAGAUCCAGUUCUUAAGGCUGAGAACAAGCUUAAUGAAAUUGGGAGCCUUUGGAAAGCCACACUGACUGAGAAGAUAAAGAAGUUUGAUGGAUACCUGUGGAGAUUCAGGAGAUCAGUGCAGCAUGUUGGUUUCCUGGCUGAAGCAGCUGGCUGGCCUUCAAUAGCCUUGCAAAGGGCAGCAGGAUUCCUGCAAAGUGGGGUUACAGCUGUCACCCAGGUGUGGAAGCAAAGUGGAAUUGGGUACAUUCUGAGAAGCAGGAUCCCACUUUACCUGGAGAAAAUUCAAGACGUUGUCCAGCAAAUGCAGAAUGAAUUACAAAAGCCAUUAGCAACUUUGAAAGACGCCUACUACGAUGUAACCUUGAAGCCACUGGAUGAAGUCUUGAAAGAGAAGACAGAAGAGCACAUGAAGAAAAUCCAGGCUUUCUUACCCAAGAUUGUAAAAGAUGUGUGGCUAAUGGAACCAAUUCAGAUGGCAUUAAAGGUUGUGAAAGCAGGCUUGGAUAUGGCUACACAGCAGGUGCUCAGGUGGGCAGAGGCCACGUUUUCCAGAGCUGUGAGCAAGAUCCGGAAGCCCUUGCUGAACCUGUACAGUUUUUCACCCAGGAACUGUUCAGUGGCAGGAAAGCUGCCAGUACUACCUAAAGCAGACCUGUCCCUGCAGCUGGCAAAUGUUACCACUUACCUCAUUGGAGAAAAACUAAUGAGGCCUCUGCAAGACCUCUACAAUCUCAACAUACUUGCAGAGUACUAUAGAAUCAAACGGAGGAUGAUGGAGAGCCCCUUUGAAUAUCAUGCUAUGUUAGUGGGGACCAAGCAUCUUGUGACUUUUGAUGGAAAAAUGUAUGAUUUGGCAUCUAAGUGCAGUGUGCUUCUUGCCAAGGAUUUUGUUCACAGUGCUUUCACUAUAAUAUUAAAUGAGGAAACCAGGAAUUCAAGGUCACUGUAUGUGGAGAUGAAUCAGACUGUGAUCACUAUCUACCCACGACUAAAGAUAUCCAAGAUGUAUAACUUCUCCUUCACGGAAGAGAACUGCCAAGUCCUGGAUCAAUCCCUUGAAAACAGUACCAUGAAUUCAAGGCAAGGAACCAACAAAAUAGAAGUAUCUGAUCAGAAAGGAGUUUCUGUCUCUUGUGACUUUCAGUAUGAUGUCUGUACUGUCACUCUGGCUGGGUGGCACCAUGGUGUUUCAGCUGGGCUUUUUGGUACCAAUGAUAAUGAAGCUGGAAACGAAUGGAUGGUGCCUAAUGGUUCCUUCACUGACAACGUGAAAGAGUUCACACAGAGCUGGCAGGUGAAUAAGUGCAGUCUUGUACAGAAGAAAGAGAAGCCAUGUCCAAUUACAGCUAAGCAAAACAUCUGCAAAGUGUUCUUUGAAGAACCACAUUCACUUCUUAGGAACUGCUUCAAAGUUGUGGAGCCCGAGCCAUUCUACACCAUGUGUACACAGGACACCUGUGACUCCCCAGCCUUGGGGGCUGCCUGCAGCUUAGCAGCAGCUUUUGUUCAUUUGUGCAACCGGAAUUUUGUCCCUGUGGAAAUCCCUCCACAGUGCUCGAGCCAGUUCUGAAUGGCAGAUACCAGCCCUGAAGAUGGAAGAACCCCUUCAGUACCCAAAACAGAACAGUUAUUUUAGGUAGGCAAGCUAGAGGCCAUAACAGGGAGAGCACAGAAGUGUGGAUGCUUUAGUGUUAACUGUGAAUAUAGUGAAGUAUAUAUAGUAUAAAAGGAAAGCUUUCCACCCAGAACCCUUGAGGGCAAGAGGAAUUAUUUCAGUAUAUUGACGAGAAACUAUAAUCAACCAAAAGAAUUCAGAUGGGAAAGUAGCAGUUACUCUAAAACAAUUCUCCCAUUUGGUGGCAAAAUUGCCUCUCCACAACUCUUGAACCAUAGCACAAAUACACGGAAAAGCUGAGAAAACCUCUCUUCCAGCUCAGAGUAGUACAAGUGGACUACUUUGUGAAAGCAGCAUCAUCAGCUUAGAGUCAUCAGAGAUGCUGACUUCUUUUUUCUCCAGAAAUGAACUCCACUGUUCAGCGGUUCUGGAGAAAGUUAUCUGGGGAAGUGCUCCAAAACACAAGCAGGCUAAAAUAGAAAUAAGAUGGGUAAAUAAUGGAAAGCAGAUAGUAAUUUUCUCAUUUUUGUGCUGUUUGAUUUUUCCUUUAUUAAUGUCUACACUGGUAAAAGAGAAACAACCUUCUUGGUUUCUGUGCACCAGUUGCACAUUUUCCCUUUGUGUCUUUAGAAACCCCUUGCCAGCAGUCAGUUGAUGUGCUGAGAGAAGGUGACCAAUAUCUACCCUACCCAUGUGUUACAGCUACUGCUGUGUGAGUGUCUUGCCUGUUAAAUCCCUUUCUGUAUUGUAGGUCACUUGAUUUAAAAUUUGCAUUACCUUUCUCCACACAGUGCCUGGAAUGCAGCUAUUCCUUGGUAAAAGGUAAUGCUGCAAAUGCAAUGUUUGCAUGCAAACAUUGAAAUAAAGGUAUUUCAUACUAUGACAUCAUGCUAAUAAACAUUUGACUGCCU